CACGCGCUACUAGCCAGCUUGGUUCAGUGGAGUUCUGUCUCUGACGAUUCGAUUUCGGUACCGCGACGGCUCCGAAAUGGAGAGCGACUGCCAGUUCCUGCUGGCGCCGCCGCCGCGCAUGUACGCCGCGCCGGGGGACGACGGCCAGUUCCUUCAGCAGCAGCAGCAGCAGCUGAGCGGCGGCGGCGCCGGGGAGAGGAAGCGGCGGUUCACGGAGGAGCAGGUGCGGUCGCUGGAGAGCACGUUCCACACGCGGCGCGCCAAGCUGGACCCCCGGGAGAAGGCGGAGCUGGCGCGCGAGCUGGGGCUGCAGCCGCGCCAGGUGGCCAUCUGGUUCCAGAACAAGCGCGCCCGGUGGCGCUCCAAGCAGCUGGAGCAGGACUUCGCGGAGCUGCGCGGCCAUUACGACGCCCUCCGCGCCCGCGUCGAGUCGCUCAAGCAGGAAAAGCUCACUCUCGCCGCGCAGCUGGAAGAGCUGAAGAAGAAGCUGGACGAGCGGCAAGACCAGAGCGCUAGCUGCGGCGGCUCUUGCGCCGUCGCCGACGUAGACGACAAGAGGGAUAACGUUAGCAGCUGCGUCGCGGCGAAGGAUGAGAGCGCGGCGCCGGCGGCAGACGUGUCGGACGGCUCAACUCCGGGCUGGUACGAGUAUGACGACCACCUGGUGUAUGGGGUUGACCUGCACGAGCCGUUCUGCGCCACUCAGGAGCUGUGGGAGACGUCAUGGCCGCUGGUGGAGUGGAACGCAGUGGCAUGAACCAACGUUGCAUAUACACGUACUACGGUACAUCUGUGUACGCGUUCCUAUACGUCGAUGCUGUUGCUGUUGCUGUCUUGUCUAGCUGGUUGAUCCGGACCAUGUAGAUCAUCAGGUCGAUCGGACCGUCAUGUAGAAUCGUAGAACAGAUAGGUAGGAUCCCACAUGCAAGCAGCCACGAAAUCUACAUGCGAGAAAUCUUCCCGCCGGCCGGCCGGCGAUCUGCUUCGUCGACUCCGGGAUUCAUGAGAUCAUGUCCGUGAAAAUGGCUUUAGAAUCACGCGCAGCGUCUCGAUCCGGCGGCUGUCACUCAUGUGGUUCCUGUCGCGCCGUCGCCGACGAAAGAAAAAACCACAGUUACCUGUAGAGAACGUGUUUCACCAGUUGCCCAUGUCGCUCUAGAAAUCCAUACAUUCGUUCCUGUGUU
Molecule: messenger RNA, 1184 nt
Organism: Triticum dicoccoides
Lineage: Eukaryota; Viridiplantae; Streptophyta; Magnoliopsida; Poales; Poaceae
Product: homeobox-leucine zipper protein HOX24
Exons: 2
Coding region: 77-757 (226 amino acids)
Biological process (GO): positive regulation of DNA-templated transcription
Cellular component (GO): nucleus
Molecular function (GO): sequence-specific DNA binding; DNA-binding transcription factor activity, RNA polymerase II-specific
Source: RefSeq, a predicted model, not a curated record